AUGCUAGAUGAAAACAGUCAUUUGAUUCAGUCUAUUCAAGAAUUUCAGAGCAAAGGAAAAAUUUCUGAGUGUAUGCAAUACCAACAAAUACUUCAUCGAAAUUUAGUUUAUUUAGCAUCCAUAGCUGAUGCUAACCAAAAUGUUCAAGCUCUUUUACCACCUCCAGGACAAGUACCUCAACAUGGUGUCCCUGUAACAUCUGCUUCUUCUUCAAAUGAGACUACUAGUGGCUCAGUACAAGUUUUUCCUCAGCCUCAAAAUUUCAGAACUUCUUCGAGUCAACAAAACAUGUCACCCAGAAAUCCUGGUCCAGGUCAACAAUCAUACAGGUAUCCCCAGCAACAAAAUUAUCAAAAUCAAUAUCCGCCGCAAACGCAAGGACAAAAUUAUGUAGCUCCUGUGCAAGCUCCCAACAGUUCUUAUUCUUCGCCACAAGGAAGUUACAAUACGACCUAUGGAACUCAAGCAUCGUCUCAAAACACAUAUGGCUCUCCUUCUCCUAAUUAUACAUCAGGUUCACAAUCUCAAUAUGGACCUUCACCACAACAACCCUAUGGACCACCUCCGCCGCCGCCUCCCCCUCCUCCUCCUCCACCGCCUUCCACAACUCAAUCUUCUGCGUAUCCGCCAUCUACUUCGAACAAUCAAUCAGGAUAUCAACCUUCUGGUUUUCAAGCUCCGCUUAGUAACUACUCAAGUUCUCAACCUUCGAUAACAAACAGUUAUACAUCAUCGCCGGGAGCUUCAUUUACACCUAAUGCCAAUCAAACUGGAUACAAUCAAAAUAACUAUCCAUCUCCUCAGCCGCAUCCCGCUACCCAAGCUUAUAGCCCUGGUCCUUCUAAUUAUAAUCCCACUGCAACUCCUUUUUCUCAACCGCCUAACACUCCUGCUCAAACAACUUUUCCUUCUCCCGUAAGUAGUUCACCGUCCGCCGGAACUCAAACCUACGCACAGGGCAACUCUUCGCAAUCCUAUCCGACUCCUCCGGGAUCUCAAGCAAGUACUUAUCCGCCGCCUCCUCCUCCGCCAUCUCAGUCUGUGGCUACAUCUUCGAGUCAACCUACGUAUCAGGGAGGUCAAUCGCAAAAUUCGGCAACAAUUCAACCAUAUCAAUCUCCCUCUGGUCAAGGCUCGGUUUCUGCUACGGGACAAUAUCCUCCUGCACCAACACAAAAUUAUCAGCCCGGGAGCCAACAGAAUUAUCAACAAUCAAAUUAUCCUCAACACGGUUAUUCACAAUCGUAUCCUCCUGCUAAUCAAUAUUCCCAACAAUAUUCUCGCCCGCCACAAAUGCCAUCAUCAGGUCCACAAAAUCAACCUGCGGGAGCGGGACAAUUUGGCUACGAGCAAAGUCGUUUUCAAAAUUAUCAGCCACCGCCUCAGUAA
Messenger RNA from Pediculus humanus corporis (human body louse), 1389 nucleotides. Its product is annotated as synovial sarcoma associated ss18 protein, putative. Gene Ontology annotation, biological process: positive regulation of transcription by RNA polymerase II. The transcript is spliced from 2 exons. Gene Ontology annotation, molecular function: transcription coactivator activity. The record is from RefSeq and is a predicted model, not a curated record. The coding region runs from base 1 to 1389 and encodes 462 amino acids. NCBI's taxonomy places the organism in Eukaryota, Metazoa, Arthropoda, Insecta, Psocodea, Pediculidae. Gene Ontology annotation, cellular component: nucleus.